GUUCAUCACUCGGGCUAUGCGGUGCUGACCCAGGUGUUGUGUUGUGAAGGUUAUACGGACGGACUGUCCGCUCUUGCAGGGAAUCCAGCAGUACCUGCUGCCCAUGCCACUCUGACUCCUGACUCCUGGCUCCCCCCGCUCUCCUCUCCUCUGCUGACUUCGACUGGAGGUUUCAUGACAGACCAGCAUGCAGUGCCUCGCUCUGCUCCUGCUGCUCGCCCUCUCCUCUCAGACGCUGCUCGCCUCCUCUUAUUCAUCUUUUUACAGCGAGGUACCAGACAUCUUUGGUGAUGAGUCUGCAGGGUAUGGGCCUGUGUUUGAGGAGCAGCCCUCUGACACCAUCUACCCUGAGGAGUCACCCGAGGCCAAGAUCACCCUGAGCUGCAGAGCGCGGGCCAACCCCCCUGCUGUAUACAGGUGGAGGUUUGAGAAGGAGGAGAUUGACUUCAAGCAGGCGGCCAGUAGCCAGUACCGUCUGGACGGGGGCAACCUGGUCAUCAGUAACCCAGACAAGAGCCGGCACGUGGGCAACUACACCUGCGAGGCCUCCAACGACUACGGCACCAUAGUCAGCAGGGGAGCCUCAGUCCAGUUCGGAUUCCUGGACCUGUUUGCCACGGAGGAGCGAGAGGCUGUGUUUGUGAAGGAGGGACAGGGGGCAGUGCUGCUCUGUGCCCCGCCUCCGCACUAUCCAGAUGAUCUCUCCUACCGCUGGAUGCUCAAUGAGUUCCCCAUCUUCAUCCCGCCCAGCCCCCGGCAGUUCGUCUCCCAGACGACGGGCAACCUGUACAUCUCCAAGGUGUCGGCGGCAGACAGCGGAAACUACUCCUGCUUUGUCUCCAGCCCCUCCAUCGCCAAGAGCGUCUUCAGCAAGUUCAUCCCCCUGGUGCCACUCUCCGACCGAGGCCACUCCAGGAAGUACCCUGCCGACAUCAAUGUCAGGUUCCCUGAGACAAACGCCUUGGUCGGCCAGAACAUCACACUGGAGUGUUUUGCUCUUGGAAACCCCAUCCCCAAGAUCCAGUGGAGGCGCGUGGAGGGGAAGCUGCCGGAGGGUCAUGUGAUCAGCAUGGCGGGCAGCCAGCUGCAGCUGAUGAACGUGCAGUUCGAGGAUGCCGGGACCUACAUCUGUGACGCCAUCAACUCCAAGAGGAACGACUCACACAGGGCAAAGAUCAACGUGGAGGCGGCGCCUGAGUGGAUGGAGCAGAUAGUGAGUGUGGAGCGGGACAUCGGCAGCGCCUACACCAUGACCUGCGAGGCCAGCGGGAAGCCCAGGCCACACGUCCACUGGCUGAAGAACGGACAUCCGUUUGGCAAGCACAACCCCACAUUCACCAAGCUGACCUUCGACGACUCCGGGAUGUACCAGUGCGUCGCCGAGAACCGCCACGGCGUCAUCUAUGCCAACGCGGAGCUGCGAGUGUUUGCGAGCAGCCCUGCGUUCGAGCACAGCCCGGUGAAGAGGAGGAUCCUGGGGGCCCGUAACGGGCGCGUGCUGAUCGAGUGCAGGCCCCGCGCGGCCCCCAAGCCCAGCUUCUCCUGGAGCAAGGGGACGGAGCUGCUCUCCAAUUCUUCCAGGAUGUUCAUUUGGGAAGAUGGCACCCUGGAGAUUAAUGACAUUACCAAAGCAGAUGAGGGGAGCUACACUUGCUUUGCGGAGAACGACAGAGGGAAAGGAAACAGCACGGGCACCCUCCUCGUCACAGAUGCCACCAAGAUCACGCUGGCCCCGUCCAACGCAGACGUGACGGUGGGGGAGGGCGUUCGGAUGCAGUGUGCCGCCUCGCAUGACACCACGCUUGACAUCACCUUCAUCUGGUCUCUGGAUGGCCGGGCCAUUGACUUUGAUAGGGAGCGCGAGCAUUACCAACGAGUGGAGGGAGACUCCAGUGGAGAGAUGCAGAUCAAGAACACCCAGCUGAAGCACGCCGGCCGCUACACCUGCACUGCCCAGACGCCAGUGGACAACGUCACCGCCUCCGCAGACCUGGUCGUCAGAGGUCCCCCUGGUCCCCCUGGGGGAGUGCGUCUGGAGGAGGUGAAAGAAAAGUCAGUGAGGCUGAUCUGGAGCCAGGGCAAAGACAACCACAGUCCCAUCUCCAAGUACACCAUCCAGUAUCGAGACCUGCGCUCAAAUGGGCCGUGGAGAGUGGCUGUCACAUCUCCCCCGACCGUGGAAGGUAACACAGAGACUGCCACCGUGGUGGAGCUGAUCCCCUACACAGAGUAUGAGUUCCGGGUCAUCGCCACCAACACCCUUGGCUCCGGAGAUCCCAGCGACCCCUCGAGAAAGGUCACAACCUUGGAGUCAAUGCCUUUUGUGGCUCCUUCGGGUGUUGGUGGAGGUGGAGGAACCAGCAGGGAGCUGACCAUCACAUGGACGCCCAUGCAGCCAGAGUACUUCUACGGCAAGGAUUCGGGCUACAUCAUAGCCUUCAGGCCCCUGGACGACGUGGAGUGGAGGAAAGUGAUGGUGGCAGACCCCCAGGCCAGGCGCUAUGUGCACAAGGACCCCGCCAUCCCCCCCUUCACUAAGUUUGAGGUCAAAGUGAAGGCCUUCAACCGCAAAGGAGAGGGCCCCUUCAGCCCCACUGCCAUUGUAUACUCAGCACAGGACGUUCCAACAGAGGCUCCUAAUGACGUGAAAGGCAGAGCCUUGUCCGCCACAGAAGCAGCAGUGCAUUGGGCCCCCAUGGUGAAUCUGGCCAUUGAGGGAUACCAGCUGAAGUACUGGAGGAAAACGACAGAGCACGAGUCCACCCACCCGCCGAUAAUGGUCUCCAGCAUUGACAACCACACUCGGGUGGAGAAGCUGAAGCCCAACUCACAGUACAUCAUGGAGCUGCGAGCGUUCAACUCGGCCGGCUUGGGACCUCCGCAACGCGUGGAGGUUUCAACCAAGAAGCCACCACCAAGUCGACCCCCUAAGAUAAUCAGUAAAAAGGCGAACCCCGGCGGGGCCACGGUGAACAUCGUGUGGGAGCCGGUGCAGUCUCUGGCCAACGAGUCCAAGGUGGAGUGCUAUAAGAUUCUCCAUCGACAAGAUGCCCAUGGCCAAGGGAUUUUAUACUCAACGCCAAAGCAGCAUAUAGACUUGCCACUGCCCAAGGACGGGCCUGGUCUAGUGGAGGUCCGUGCACACAGUGAAGGUGGGGACGGUCCAGUGGCACAGGAGAGAAUCGAAGCGUCGAUUGGAGCCGGAACGGCCACUCGGUCUCUGAGCAUGGCUGCACUGCUUUCAGUGGCUCUGCUGUGCAUUGGACUUUGAAUGUAGCGCGUGUUCUUACCUGUCUUCACCGCCCUGGCUUUGGGCUCUGGUGAAGUGGACAUUGUUAAGAGGAUGCUGCCCGUGAGGACUCUCCACAGACCUGUUUGGUUUCGACCUCACGACCAAAAUGCCAUAUGUCCCACCCUGGAAUACACACGUGGAAUUACAACAAAAGACUUAACUGUGGGGAGGGCUGAUGACCCAGAUCCAGAAACAAAACAAACACAUGGACAUCCAGGAUAUCCCAUAGUUAGCAUCUUAUAUCUUUGGAUGAGCAGUGAAGGAGAUCUGUCAAACUUGUUGAAUAUGCCUUAUAUCGUUCUCUCCAUUUAUCUUUCACGGAUGAACUACUUGCUUUUGUGGAAGUGGGUGGGUCAUGAUUUUGUAGUUUCUUUUUUUAUAUUUGUUGAGGCACGGUGCAUCGCUUUCCCAUAUGCAUGGGGGGGUCAUUAAACCUAAAACAAGUUAAAUACAUUGUUGUUCGGGCAUGAUUACGAGAUUUGUGUUGCUGGAUGGGCUGCCGGUCUUCAACUAAGAACACUCCAUACCUGAUGCAAGUAAUUCACGGUGAAAGAUAGGUGCGGGGAUGUCGGAAAUUGUCUUACAUGUAGUUUGCAAUUAAGUGGCUUUUCCAUUUGUUAUUGUUUGAAUUAUAAAGCAUUUGCAGAUCAAAUCGAAUUACCCAACAUUUCAGGCAUAUACAUACAUGUACAAUAUUAAACAUAACCUUCUGUAUAGAAGCUCCUAUGAUGCUAAUAAUAUUAUAAUUAUAUAUAUAUAUAUAUAUGCAAUAAUUUACAAGCUAUUGAUUUCUCCAUGAUGGAAUAUCCACCCCACUCAUCCUUUUUAUUUAAAAAAAAAAUUGUGAUUCCAUUGCCCUAACCUGGACUUAAGCAGCUGGGUUCAGUACAAGUAAUAUCUUUCUGUGCAUGUAGUCAUGUUACCGGAAUGGGGAAUACAAACGCUAAGCUAUUAUUGAUGUCCAUUUGACUGCAGAAAUACGGCUGAGAGUGCUGUAUAUGUUCAAAGUGAAGCACAUUUAUCUGUGUUUGUCAAAGUAAGUUCAAUAUACAGUGUAUGUCUGUGGCGCUGAAGAGCUAGGACGCUUAUAAUGACUACCCCGUGCAACUUAUGAUUUCAAACACAAGCGCAACAUCAGGGCAGCCAUGACAAAAAACAAUAUGACUACAUUGAGAUUCUGUAGAGCCAUCUCUUCAAAUAUCACGGUUAUUAUACUGUUUGGUUACAUUGAGAUUGGUCAGUGCCAUCUCCCAGAAUAAUUGUGAUAAGGUUACAUUGAGAUUGUGUUGUGCCAUUGUGUCAGAACCAUGGCAAGUUAGAGAUCACGUUGUGUGCUGUGAUGUGAAGACCCGUAUUGCGUUGCCAUUGCUUUACUGCAUUGUUCCACCGACUCUGUACGAGGUUCGUUUACCCACAUAAUCACAGAUCUGUCCUGAGGUGUAUAGCUUCUCAAAAGGCAACACAGGGCCCAUAGGCCACUAUAGGGCUUCCAAGGGCUGACAAAAUAUAUAUAUCCACAGCAGUUACAGUUGUAUAAAAGCUGUGGAUUAUGUUAUCCUGGGACCCAAAAGAACCCACUGUACCGUACAAUCUGGGGCAGUCACAAGUAGGGACACAUUUUAUUUCCCCAAAGGAGGUAUCUAAGGAGGUACAGGGCCUUUUGUGUCAUACCAGCCUGCCAAGGUUACAGUAUGCCUGUGCUGUCAAAACUGUUGCUGUAUUGCUCUCUGUGCACCCAAGAGAUCUGUGGGAGGAAUCAGUCGCAUACAGGGACACAAUAUUCCCAAAGGGCAGGUACUAAGCACAAAUUGGUCUUUUGGGGGCUUGUGCCAUCAUGCCAAGAUCAUGACUGUGCUGCCAUUUCUUUGUUAAUGUCAUUCCUAUCGUCCAUGUGGCCCAAUUACAGUGAUCAGACACAAAUAUAGGCAGAGCUUUUCCAAAGGACAGCUACGAAGCACAAUCAGGCCUUUACCAUGCAUGAGUCAACAGAACCUCGGCCUCGCAUCCUCCGUAAAGAAUGUUAACAUUUAGAUUUAACGCUUUCAUUUCGUUUGUAGAGUAGAGUAACUUUAAGUUUUACUUUAAGUUAUACUUCAAGUUGAACUUUUAGUUGUGUUGUAAUGGCUUGUCCCAAGUGUCGCUACCAUGCACAGCACAGUGCUGAGGGCUUUAGAAAGUCAUAUGUGCUGUAUGUUCAACAGGAAAAACAACAGUAAUCAUAGUAGGCUUGAUCUUAAAAAAAUCGUUAUGAUUUGUUACUGUAGCUGAAGGACACAAACUAAAAUACUGAUUUCCCUGACAUCAAAAGUACAGCCAAAAUAUUCACAUUUUAAAAACAGCCAACAGCCUGUUUACAAUUUGAUACAACAUUUUGAAUUUUAUCGUUUUGAUCCUAUUCUUAGUACUUGCAGUAAAGCACUUUUUAACAUACAAUGACUGAUCCUCUAUACUAGUAGCAACCUGAUACAAAGCUGAUUAUUUGUGAAGAUAACAACUUGCCUAGCUCUGUAACCUGUCCCCUCUGUCUUUAUCAUUGAUCCUAUUUUGUAUCAGUUAACGAAAUAAUGGAAAGACAACAAGCAUUCCACCCUUUACUACUGUAUGUGAACCCGCCUCAUAAGAACCUUAUGUUUGUACUGGUUUUUGUUUGUUUGUUUGUUUUUUAAAAAGCUGGUUGUGUUUUUUCCUUGUCUUUAUAACAUAUUCAGUGCAAGUGUUAAAAGAUAUAUCAAUGUCAAAUAAUGUACUUCUAUUGUUGGUAAAUGACAUUAUGACCUGCGGUUUAUGUGACGAUGAUAGAGGUAUAUUUUGUUUCCAUAUGCUGCAUUUUCAUAGGUACCGCCAGGGCACUAAAGAGAGAUCCUUUGUGUGAAAUGAUUUUUUUGUAUGUCGACUCUUAAAAAAGCAGGUUUACAGCACUGUGAGUGAGGAAGAGUCGCCGCAUGGCCAUAAAGUGAUCCCUGUAUGUCACUAUACAGUAGAAAUACAGGAGUCAUUAGAAACACAAGUCAGAUUUGAGAUUUGAUGUAACGUCGAGGGAUUCCACGUACUAGCUAGAGUGAGGGCCUCUUCAAGUGUGACUGGACCUAUAGCUGUCGCUUAUCCCAUUUUAUGAGUAUAUCGAGAACCACCACAAAGUGCUUUUCCUGUCUCCUUCAUGCAGCGAAUCAUCAGUGAAAGAAUUGCCAAAUGCAUGAAUGCCUUUAACUUUUUGCAAUCUGUGAUAUUCUGAAGAAAAAAAUAAAACAUGUACGUUUGUCCUCUGCUGCAUGACUCUGGGAGAAGUGGUAGGCCUACAUCUCCGUUUCGUGAGGAGCUCUAUAUACUCUAACAACGUGAUGGACAUACACAAUAUGUAUAACUCCACUUAAUUCCAAACUUUUUUGUUUUUGUUUUGAUUUUUUUGUUUAUUUUGUGGAGACAAGAUUAUUCAUCCAAGAUGGCAGCCUGUCAAAAAAAAUGUAAUCUGAAAGUCAUCUGCUUUUUGUCACAGCUAGUUCCAAUGAUUAGCGAUUGAUAGAGAUGAAAAAAAAUCAAACAUGACUGACCAACUGUACAUUUCACUCAUGCGUGUACUGUACUUUGCCGGACCACUGGGCCCAGGAAGUAAGCAUUCCGUACCUCAUGUUACACUUAUACAGUAGGGGUUCAACUUCCUCACUGCUGUCCGACAAGAGUUAAGGGUGUCAAUACACAGAAAGUGUUGCAGUGUUAAUUAAACAAUCGGAGUGUUACAUGGACACUCAUAGUGUGAUGAGUUGACACUGCUGACAUUUUGCUGUGUGUAUAUUCACUAAUGGUAUGUUGUAAUGUGUGAUACCCAGACAGUUCUGAGGAGGGUCUAACAGAAGGAUCUUUACCUGCCAAUGUUCAUAUGUUACCCCAUCCUUACAACCAACUGUCUUCACUCCAUGAAACACUAGGUGUAGUGUUUUUUCUUUACCACUGGGUGAGUUGAUGUGUGUGAAGCUUCCAUACUUCAAUGUUCACAGCACAAAAACUUUUGGGCGUUAAAACUCAGCUCUCUCUCUC
Engraulis encrasicolus (European anchovy) is the source of this 7324-nucleotide messenger RNA. It is a transcript of the gene cntn1a, whose product is annotated as contactin 1a. Gene Ontology annotation, cellular component: plasma membrane; axon. The transcript has 24 exons. Gene Ontology annotation, molecular function: cell-cell adhesion mediator activity. Gene Ontology annotation, biological process: brain development; axon guidance; cell-cell adhesion. NCBI's taxonomy places the organism in Eukaryota, Metazoa, Chordata, Actinopteri, Clupeiformes, Engraulidae. The coding region runs from base 188 to 3271 and encodes 1027 amino acids. The record is from RefSeq and is a predicted model, not a curated record.